Messenger RNA from Musca vetustissima, 2061 nucleotides. Its product is annotated as peptidoglycan-recognition protein LC-like. The coding region runs from base 1 to 2043 and encodes 680 amino acids. Gene Ontology annotation, molecular function: N-acetylmuramoyl-L-alanine amidase activity; zinc ion binding. The transcript is spliced from 4 exons. Lineage: Eukaryota; Metazoa; Arthropoda; Insecta; Diptera; Muscidae. The record is from RefSeq and is a predicted model, not a curated record. Gene Ontology annotation, biological process: peptidoglycan catabolic process.
AUGCAUUUUAACCAACUUAAACAGGAAGAACAACAGCAAGAACUACAACAACAAGGAAACCCCCAAAUAACUGAUGUCGACUUUACAAAGGACUCUGAUAGGAAGUCCAUAUCGCUGUUAUCAGACGGAUGUCACCGUGAAAUAAAAACACUUCUGCUGACAACUGACAAUGACAAGUUUGGGGGAUCUUCGUCAUCUUCCACAGACUCGGGCGUAAAUGUGAGUGACAAUGAAGCAACAACACCGCCAUCUCCUCUGCCGCAGUCACAGCAGCUAUCCCAACAAAUGUCAGCAUCAGCCACAGACCCAAUCGCCGCGUCCACAACCGAAAUAAAUUUCAGUCCAUAUGGAAAACAACGCCAACGAAACGAUAUCAACAAUUCACCGAUUUCAACAUCGAGUGAUAACCAAACAAACACUAAGCACAGUCGAAGUUGGAACAUAGCGGGCAGGGAUGUGGGCGGCGAGAGCAGGAGUAACAACACUUUCGCCAAUGAGUUGAAAAGUGAAGAGCAGUUGAGAGGCAACAGUAGCAGCGACAACAAUUGCAGCGCAUCGCCGUCGAGUCAUCGAAAUGCCAUUAAAAGUGAAAAUGUGAUAAAUAGUAAUCCUCCCGCGUCGACGAAUGUGGACGUGGUGUCGCCAGAGUCAUUGACCAGUGGAGCGAGUGAGAGAGGCAAGGUGAAAUCACCAUAUGUCCCGCAACGUGCGCCAUCACCCUCAACAUCGUCCGUUGUGUCAUCAUCGGAGUCGGAGAUAUCGAAGAACCCGCCUUUUCAUACCCACCAUUAUCACCACAACGGAUCGCCGGUGGUUUCGGUACGUAGCAUCGACUCCAGUGUCAUUUACUCCAGUGACAGUGAUUCGGACGAAAAUGCCAAUGUCGAAGGCGAGCAUAAAAACUAUGUGAUAAAAAAGUUGGGUACUCAGGUGACUUACCCGCCGAAACAUCCCGAUAUUCCAGUCAUCAACAACGGUCUCAAAGUGGUGGAUCAGAAAAUUACGCCCAACGGAAUGGGGCCGCCGCCAGCCUCCCCCUUAGACAUAAUAAAGAAUAUGUCCGACAACGUGGCUGUGUUUCAUCCUCAUCGUCAGGUGGCAGCAAGUUCCUCCCUCCGACCGCAGGUUGCCAUUAGCAGUUCUACCGAUGUCACCAUCGGCGACAAGCAUUUCUAUGAGGGUCCGGUGACAAUACAACAGUUCCUUAUCGACAGUCGUAACAAGUGGAACGAAAGCAACGGCAACGAUAAUGUUGUGUUUGUCGAUGAAAACGGCCAACCCCGGACAAAUGAUAUUAACGAACCACCGAUACCAGCCAAUUCGGAUGGAGCGUGUGUAAAGCUUCUCAAGCAGAAAAAGUACAUGAUCGCCAGUGCCUGCGCAGUGAUAACCUUGAUCAUAUUGGCCAUUGUAUUUGGGAUCGAAGUGUCCGCGGAGAAUAAAAGUAAGAUUGUACCCGGAAAUAGCGAAGAAUCGAGAAAGAAUAUUCCAAUCAAUUCAACCAUAGCCCUGGACAAUGUUGGAGGUGGAAAUGUUUUGCGAAUAGUGCCGCGUGAUGGAUGGUUAGCACAGCCUCCCAUAAAUCCAUGGGUGUCACUUAGUCUACCCGUUGAACGUGUCAUUAUAAUUCACACACGAACUACAAAUUGUGAAACUCAGGCUGCCUGUACAUUUACGGUGCGCAAUACUCAGACUUUUAACAUCGAGUCUCAACAACAAGAUGAUAUUAUUUAUAAUUUCCUUAUUGGCGGAGAUGGCAACGUUUACGAGGGACGUGGUUGGGAUAAUCGCGGUUCCGUCAUCAAAGGAUAUAAUGAUGACAGCAUAAGUCUGGCGUACAUUGGAUCCUUCAAGAAGCAAAGGCCAUCGGAUAAACAACUAAAUGUUACCAGAUUGCUGCUGGCGGAAGGUGUGCGUCUAGACAAACUCACCCCAAAUUAUCGAAUAGUCGGAGCAAAUAAAUUGGAUCCCACGUCGACUGCAACUUCUGCAGAUGCCUUAUAUGAAAGUUUCGAAGACUGGCCACAUUGGUCGGAUCACUGAUCAGAGUAGUUCUAUUUG